AUGGAUUUCAUCAACAUUCAGCAGUUGGUAAGUGGAGAAAGAGUUGAAGGGAAAGUGUUGGGAUUUGGACAUGGAGUUCCUGACCCUGGAGUCUGGCCUAGUGACUGGAGGAGGGGCCCCCAAGAGGCUGUGGCCUGGGAGAAGCUGAAAUUGGAAGAAGAGAAGAAGAAGAAACUUGAAAGAUUUAACAGUUCCAGAUUUAAUCUGGAUAACCUGGCUGACUUGGAAAACUUGGUUCAAAGACGGAAAAAGCGACUGAGACACAGAGUCCCCCCCAGGAAACCCGAGCCCCUGGUUAAGCCGCAGCCCCAGGCCCAGGUGGAGCCUGUGGGCCUGGAGAUGUUCCUGAAGGCAGCUGCUGAGAACCAGGAGUACCUGAUUGACAAGUACCUGACAGACGGAGGGGACCCCAAUGCCCAUGACAAGCUCCACCGCACUGCCUUGCACUGGGCCUGUCUGAAGGGUCACAGCCAGCUGGUGAACAAGCUGCUGGUGGCAGGUGCCACAGUGGACGUGCGGGACUUGCUGGACAGGACACCUGUGUUCUGGGCCUGCCGCGGAGGACAUCUGGACAUCCUCAAACAGUUGCUUAACCAGGGAGCCCGGGUCAAUGCCCGGGACAAGAUUGGGAGCACCCCCCUGCACGUGGCAGUGCGCACCCGGCACCCCGACUGCCUGGAGCACCUCAUCGAGUGUGGCGCCCACCUGAACGCACAGGAUAAGGAAGGGGACACGGCUCUGCACGAGGCCGUGCGGCACGGCAGCUACAAAGCCAUGAAGCUACUGCUGCUCUAUGGGGCCGAGCUGGGGGUGCGGAACGCGGCCUCCGUGACCCCGGUGCAGCUGGCUCGAGAGUGGCAGCGCGGCAUCCGGGAGGCCCUGCAGGCCCACGUGGCGCAUCCACGCACCCGGUGCUGACCGCAGCACAUACACGCCGCACACCCCGCCCCCCGCCCCGCCGCCCCGCGCCUUGUGCACUGCCACCGUUCCAUCCUGUGCUCCGCCCCCGCGUCUGCACCUCCUGUGGUUCCUGCUCUCAGCCCCGGUUCCUCCCCCUCCGGGCUGUGCCUACUCAGCAGCCCUGGCAGAACUGAGCGGCACCGGGCCCAACAGGCAGAAAGAGAGGCCUCCCUGGCUUCGAGUGUCAGGGGAGCCGCGUUCCCUCCCAGGGCUGGAGCAGAGGACCACGAGGCAGCAGAAAGCGCGGGUCCAGAUGAGGGCCAGGAAGGGGAGGAGAGUGAGGGCCAAGAACGAGCCUGAAGGGAGCAGUCCUAAGCUGGAGCCACCCAAGGCUGGAUCUGGGAGUCCUCAGUGUCCACUUGUCCCAGGUUAGGGGGUUUGCCUUGCUCUCCCCAGGGCGUCUCUGCGUGUGGGGACUCAGCCUGUGGCCGGCAGAUGCCAUCCAGGAUAUGUAAGGGGCAGACAAGGCAGGCCGUGCAGGGGCCAGGCCUGUCUGCAGCUGGUGGAUGCCUGUGGGCACGGCUUUCUCCGGGGACCCCAUUUCUGUCAGUAGCAACCCUGGCAGUGUCUGGAGCGGCUCUAGACAACUUUGGUCAUAGGGACUCUGGAGGUGGGUUCUGGUUGUCUGAGGUGGCUACUCAACAGGUUUGAGGCCCCACAGCAACAGAAGUCCAGGACCCACUAGGUUGCCUCAGAAGCCCUAAGACUGAUGAGCUGGAGCGCGUAUUUGAAAGAAGCCUCGCACCCACUGUGUACUGGCCCCGCUCAGGCCGGCCUGGCACACUGUUACCUGCUGGCGGCUCUCAUGGGGAAGUGCUUGGGCACUGGGGAUUGCUUGUGGCCCACUCAACUCUUGGGGCGGUGGCCCGUAACCCUAGUUUGCCUGAGGCUCUUAUGUCCCCUUAUGUCCCUGGUACUGGAGCUUGAGCUCUUGCCUGGAACGCUGCAGCUGCACCCACCCUGCCUGAUCCCACCUGGGAGGCCAGGACACUGAGGGGUCUGAACCCAGCCCACAGGGAAGGAGGGGAAGGUGAGCCCCCGUCACCCGCCGGCCCUUCCCAUCCCCCUUCCCUGCUCCCUGGUGGUCUAAGGACCCAAGCUCCCUAGACUUCUUCCUCUUCCACUGUCUGUACGUUUCAAAUUAUACUGGUGUAGGCCUGUACUGCUGGUGGGGCUGGGCCCCUAAAUGCCAGAAAGGGAAUCUUAAGCAGCUCUGCCCUAAACUGAGAACCACAUGCUGAGGGAAGGGCUGAAAGGUGAAGGCUCAGCCUCCCUCACAUGGGUCCUGGGUUACAUUAGGUACUGGGCUGAUAGGCAUUUGGCCAUGGUUCUUUUUCGUCUACCUUUGGUGGCCUUCUCAGGCCCAGAACAAGGCUGUUGUUACUAUGUGGAAAAGCUGACCAGUGCUCCACACUAGGGGCACACACCUUUCCGUGAGCAGCUCCUGCCCUGUGGCGACAGCCAGCGUGCACCCAGAUGCUGGUGCCAUGGCGAAGCAGGCAUUCAAGACCAUGGAGAAGACAACUCCUCAUCUAGAAAAUGAGGACACCUCAGUGACACACACACCUUUUUAUACCAGUCAGUAUCCUCUGUUCAUUAAAACUGGCUAUCCAUUACAGCCUAGCUGUCUUUCCUGGGCUGAGAGGAGCCCAUGCUUCAGUCACCAGGGACUGUCUGGUAGGGCCCAGGCCUGUUAGCCAUGCCUGCCGACAAGACAGGCCGAGUGCAAAGUGGGCAGGAUGCGGGGUCCUAGCACUAGGCUCUUGUGCUUAAGGCAUCUCUGCUCACUGACGACAAGGUCAAAGAGCAGUAGUUCUCCACCUCAGCUGCUUAUCAGAAUCACCAGGAAGGUUUAAAAAGUCCUGAUGUCCAGACCCUAAGUCAGAAGCCCUGAGGGGAGGAUCCAGGUAUUCUCACGCAGAGGCCAUGCUUGUCUAUCUGGGAAAUCCUAAGAAUCUAUAGAAAGCAGACAAAUAGGGAGUCCAGCAAAAUCUCGGGUGCAAGAUAAACACGCAAAAACCUGUUUCUACCUCCCGGAAAUGAACAUGUAGACACAAAAGUUAAAAAUAUGUACUGUUUACAGUUGCUGAAAAAAGGAAAUACUUCGGUUUAAAUCUAACAAACUAUGCAAGGACUUGUAUGCUGAAAAUUACAAAAUGUGAUGAAAUCAAAGAUUUAAAUAGGCCAUGUUCAUGGAUUGUUAGACUCAAUACAGUAAAGAUAUCAAUUCUCCUCAAAUUAACAUACAGGUUGAAUGCAGUUCCUAUCAAAAUCCUAGACGAUGUUUUGUAGAUGUAGACAA
This is a messenger RNA of Nomascus leucogenys (northern white-cheeked gibbon), 3262 nucleotides long. It is a transcript of the gene ANKRD23, whose product is annotated as ankyrin repeat domain 23. NCBI's taxonomy places the organism in Eukaryota, Metazoa, Chordata, Mammalia, Primates, Hylobatidae. Gene Ontology annotation, molecular function: protein binding; transcription cis-regulatory region binding. The record is from RefSeq and is a predicted model, not a curated record. Gene Ontology annotation, biological process: positive regulation of transcription by RNA polymerase II. Gene Ontology annotation, cellular component: nucleus.